Molecule: messenger RNA, 2704 nt
Organism: Cynara cardunculus var. scolymus (artichoke)
Lineage: Eukaryota; Viridiplantae; Streptophyta; Magnoliopsida; Asterales; Asteraceae
Product: beta-D-xylosidase 1-like
Exons: 7
Coding region: 93-2435 (780 amino acids)
Biological process (GO): xylan catabolic process; arabinan catabolic process
Cellular component (GO): plant-type cell wall
Molecular function (GO): alpha-L-arabinofuranosidase activity; xylan 1,4-beta-xylosidase activity
Source: RefSeq, a predicted model, not a curated record
UAACCCACCAUCUUUACGCCACCUUCAUAUAUCACCCUAUAAAUACCCUUCAUUUUCUCUCUUCUUCAAAACCAAUUCAUCCUCACACAAAGAUGGUCCCAAUAACUCACACCAAAUGUAUUCUUCCACCACCCUCCUCCACCGCCUUCCUCCUCCUCCUCCUCCUCACCGGAUUCUUGAUUUUCUCUGGAGUAGAAUCAAGAGCUCCGUUUGCUUGUGACCCGAGUAAUCGCGGCACCAGUAACUUCCCGUUUUGUCGGGUAAAUCUACCAACUAGAGACAGGGUCAGGGACUUGUUAGGUCGUUUAACUUUGGCAGAAAAAGUAAGACUGUUGGUGAAUAAUGCAGCGGGUAUACCCCGGUUAGGAAUUCAAGGGUAUGAAUGGUGGUCUGAAGCGUUACAUGGCGUUUCCGACGUCGGUCCAGGAACCAAGUUUCUUCCCACGUUUCUUGGUGCCACACAGUUUCCUCAGGUCAUCACCACUGCUUCAACAUUUAACGACACUUUAUGGGAAGAAAUUGGACAGGUGGUAUCUAAUGAAGCACGAGCAAUGUACAAUGGAGGAAAGGCGGGACUGACAUUUUGGAGUCCAAAUGUGAAUAUUUUCCGUGAUCCAAGGUGGGGUCGAGGUCAAGAAACACCUGGAGAAGAUCCAACAUUGGCUGCUCGAUAUGCUGUAAGAUAUGUUAAAGGACUUCAAGGAAACGUGGGUGAUAGACUGAAGGUUGCAGCUUGUUGCAAGCACUACACUGCUUAUGAUCUUGAUAACUGGAAUGGAGUUGAUCGCUUCCACUUCAAUGCAAAGGUGAGUAAACAAGAUUUGGAGGAUACAUAUAAUGUUCCCUUCAAGGCUUGUGUUUUAGAAGGUAAAGUUGCAAGUGUGAUGUGUUCGUAUAAUCAAGUCAACGGCAAGCCAACUUGUGCGGACCCAUAUCUCCUUAAAAAUACGAUUCGUGGGGAUUGGCGUCUUAACGGAUACAUCGUGUCGGAUUGUGAUUCGGUUGGGGUUAUGUAUACUAAUCAACACUAUACCGCUACACCGGAAGAUGCAGCCGCUGACAGCAUCAAAGCAGGUCUUGAUUUGGAUUGUGGCCCAACUUUGGCGGUGUAUACCGAGGGGGCAAUAAAACAAGGGAAAUUGAAAGAGGUUGAUGUCGAUGGGGCCUUGUCCAACACGCUCACGGUUCAAUUUCGUUUGGGCAUGUUUGAUGGGCCGAGACAACCUUAUGCAAACUUAGGGGUACCAGAUGUUUGUUUAAUGUCAAGUAACCAGCUUGCGUUAGAAGCGGCCCGCCAAGGCAUUGUUCUUCUCGAUAAUCGUGGAAAAGGCCCGCCAUUGUCAACAUUUCGGCAUCGAACCGUUGCGGUUAUCGGUCCCAAUUCUGAUGUGACAGUCACCAUGAUAGGCAACUAUGCUGGAAUUGCGUGCGGGUAUACUACCCCGUUACAAGGUAUAGCUAGAUACGUUAAGACAAUUCAUCAAGCAGGGUGUUCUGAUGUUAGUUGUAAAGGGAGCCAAUUAAUUGGGGCGGCUGAAGGAGCGGCCCGACAAGCCGAUGCAACCGUGUUAGUUAUGGGCCUUGAUCAAUCAAUUGAAGCCGAAGCAAGAGAUCGGGUGAACAUACUCUUACCCGGACAUCAACAAGAGCUUAUAUCAAGAGUUGCCAAGUCUUCGAGAGGUCCUGUUGUGCUCGUCUUGAUGUCGGGUGGCCCACUUGACAUCACCUUCGCUAGAAACGACCCUAGGAUUUUGGCUAUAAUUUGGGCCGGGUAUCCGGGUCAAUCAGGUGGAACCGCCAUCGCUGAUGUGUUAUUCGGAACAACCAAUCCAGGAGGAAAGCUACCGAUGACAUGGUACCCACAAGGGUACUUGGCUAAAGUGCCAAUGACUAAUAUGGGAAUGCGGGCCAACCCGGCCCAAAACUACCCGGGCCGGACCUACCGUUUCUACAAAGGACCCGUGGUCUAUCCAUUUGGGCAUGGUCUAAGUUACACAACCUACCAACAUUCCAUUGCUCAAGCCCCAACAUCACUAUCUGUUUCUAUGCUAUCAGUCCAUCUCGAGAACAACAACUCCACGACCCUGACCAACGGGGUUCGUGUAUCCCACACGAAAUGCUCCACCCUCGCCAUGGGUAUACACAUCGACGUGGAAAACACAGGAACCGUAGACGGGACCCACACCGUGAUGGUAUUCUCAAGCCCGCCGGAAGGGAAAUGGGCCACAAACAAGCAAUUGGUGGGGUUCCAAAAGGUCCAUGUGGUGGCUGGAGGGGUAGAAAGGGUGGCAAUUGACCUUCAUGUGUGCAAACACUUGAGUGUGGUGGACAAAUUUGGGAUCCGAAGGGUUCCAAUGGGUGAACACACUCUUCAUAUUGGUGAUCUUAAGCAUUCUUUAGCUAUCAAACCAACACUAGAAGAAAUUAAGAAUUGAUAAUGACUUUUCACGUUAGACCCUUUUACUAUUAAAAAGUUGCAUUCUUACCCUCCUACUUUCGCCCCUGAGUUAAAGCAGCAACUGUAAAUGGGGUGUUUAGUAGAUUAUUUUAGUUUUCUUUUUUAUUUUAAAAGAAAAAUAGUCAAGGGACUAAAACCCUAUAGAUGUAAGAUGUGAGCUACUUAUUUUGUGUGCUUUAUGAUUGUAUGGUUUUAUUGCAACAAAUUUACAGAAAAAAGUGCAAAUAAACAUAUUUUUAUCUUCUA